UCCUCGCCCCCUCUCUCGCCCGUGUGGCGACGGCGCCGGGCUGCGGCUUUCCUCUAUGUCGGGGCGGGGGCGCGGCCGCUUCCUCCCCCCGGCGCUGGGCUGAGAAAAAUCAGCAUGGAUAAAAAUGAGCUGGUGCAAAAGGCCAAACUGGCUGAGCAGGCUGAGAGAUAUGAUGACAUGGCAGGCUGCAUGAAGUCUGUGACUGAGCAAGGAGCUGAGUUGUCCAAUGAGGAGAGGAAUCUUCUCUCUGUUGCUUACAAAAAUGUCGUAGGAGCCCGUAGGUCAUCUUGGAGAGUCGUCUCAAGUAUUGAACAAAAGACGGAAGGUGCUGAGAAAAAACAGCAGAUGGCCCGAGAAUACAGAGAGAAAAUUGAAACAGAGCUAAGAGACAUCUGCAAUGAUGUGUUGUCUCUGUUGGAAAAGUUCUUGAUUCCUAACGCUUCCCAAGCAGAAAGUAAAGUUUUCUAUUUGAAAAUGAAAGGAGACUACUACCGUUACUUGGCUGAGGUUGCUGCUGGGGAUGACAAGAAAGGGAUAGUGGAGCAGUCACAACAGGCGUAUCAAGAAGCUUUUGAAAUCAGUAAAAAGGAGAUGCAACCAACACAUCCAAUCAGAUUAGGCCUGGCUCUGAACUUCUCUGUGUUUUACUAUGAGAUUCUGAAUUCUCCGGAGAAAGCCUGUUCCCUUGCAAAGACUGCUUUUGAUGAAGCCAUCGCUGAACUUGAUACAUUAAGCGAAGAGUCCUACAAAGACAGCACGCUAAUAAUGCAAUUACUGAGAGACAACUUGACAUUGUGGACAUCGGAUACCCAAGGAGAUGAAGCUGAAGCAGGAGAAGGAGGGGAGAAUUAACCAGCCUUCCAACUUUCGUCUGCCUCAUUCUAAAAUUUACACAGUAGACCAUUUGUCAUUCAUGCUGUCCCACAAAUAGUUUUUGUUUACGAUUUAUGACAGGUUUAUGUUACUUCUAUUUGGAUUUCUAUAUUUCCCAUGUGGUUUUAUGUUUAAUAUUAGGGGAAUAGAGCCAGUUAACAUUUGGGGAAUUUAUCUGUUUUCAUCUGAGGUGGCCAAUAUAGGGUUGUGAAAUUUUUAUACAAGUUUUACAUGUUUGGCAUAGUACUUUUGGUACACUGUGGCUUCCCACAAGGUGGCCAGGGUUAAACAACUUCCUAUGUUGAGCAAAGAAAACUGUUUGAGUAUUGGUCUGUCAUGAUGGGAAAAAAGGGAUAAUCAGUUGCAGCCACAGGUGUAGUUAGUGUGAGUAUUUGAAAGCUGAAGCAUACCAUGGCUGUGGGGGAACAGAUGUCCCAUGGAUAUUGCAUGUCAAGCAUGUGAAAUCCUAUGGAAUAUAUAAUCAAGUGUACAUCUUUGAUUGCAGCUGAAAAGCGUUCCUUAAGACAGUUUUGAUCACCCAGUCAACUUCCUCUAGAGAAGGGCAGAAACGGUUCACAUUCCAUUAUUUGUAAAGUUACCUGCUGUUGCUUUCAUUAUUUUUGCUACACAUUUUAUUUGUAUUUAAAUGGUUUAGGCAACCUAAGAACAAAUGUACAAGUAAAGAUGCAGUAAAAAUGAAAUGCUUGAUAUCCAUAACUACACUGUAUAUUGAGCACAGCAGUAAAACAAAAACCCAUGUAUUUAACUUUUUUAGGUUUUUUGCUUUUGUGAUUUUUUUGAUACUUGCCUAACAUGCAUGUGCUGUAAAAAUAGUUAACAGGGAAAUAACUUGAGAUGAUGGCUAGCUUUGUUUAAUGUCUUAUGAAAUUUUCAUGAACAAUCCAAGCAUAACUGUUAAGAACAUGUGUAUUAAGUUGAUGUAAGUGGAAUAAAAGUUUUAUGAAUGGA
Malaclemys terrapin pileata is the source of this 1842-nucleotide messenger RNA. RefSeq names its product tyrosine 3-monooxygenase/tryptophan 5-monooxygenase activation protein zeta (gene YWHAZ). The transcript has 6 exons. The record is from RefSeq and is a predicted model, not a curated record. NCBI's taxonomy places the organism in Eukaryota, Metazoa, Chordata, Testudines, Emydidae. Bases 115 to 852 code for a protein of 245 amino acids. Gene Ontology annotation, biological process: signal transduction. Gene Ontology annotation, cellular component: cytoplasm.